Xiphophorus maculatus (southern platyfish) is the source of this 4384-nucleotide messenger RNA. It is a transcript of the gene gfra3, whose product is annotated as GDNF family receptor alpha-4-like. The coding region runs from base 452 to 1819 and encodes 455 amino acids. Gene Ontology annotation, biological process: nervous system development. The transcript is spliced from 8 exons. Gene Ontology annotation, cellular component: signaling receptor complex; external side of plasma membrane. Gene Ontology annotation, molecular function: signaling receptor activity. The record is from RefSeq and is a predicted model, not a curated record. Lineage: Eukaryota; Metazoa; Chordata; Actinopteri; Cyprinodontiformes; Poeciliidae.
GAUCGCAGAAAGCACCGGGAGCUCUCCACGGAAGGAGCCGCGUCGUGAUGACCGACAGUGAGCGGAGCUGCAGCCCGUGACGCCCGACGUUUCCUCCACCCAGCCGGGUAGAUAUCUCAGCGCAGCGCGGUGGGAUCGCUGGAGCCUUGGCACACACACACGCACACACACGCUCAGAAACUGCCUUCGUCUCUCCAGAGUGCACUUCGAGACUAUUCUUCCGAGGCUUCUCCUUCUCUCCAUCUGCGGAAUUGAGAACUUCGGGGGCGGGGGGAGCAGACCGCUGCAGGCGGAGGAUAAACGGACCCACGGAUAGGUGUCCGCCGGCCGGCUGCGCGUUUUUCUGCGGCGCGCAAAGCGGAGCUGCUGGAAGUGUUCCCGUCCCUCCUCACUAGUCCUGUACUCCCCCCUUCCCCGAGCCCUCUGACCGGGCGUCCCGAACGCGACCAACAUGGUUCUUCUGGGGUUCCUGCUCGCUUUUCUCCUCCCAGGUGUGACACUCUCCACAUCCCAGAUAUUCCCCUUCCCAGCUCCUGUGACCGACUGCGUUGAAGCUCACCGUGUGUGCUCCACUGAGCCGCAGUGCGAGGCGCUCUACCGAGGCUUGGAGCUGUGCGCGGUCGAUGCGGCAGUCGCACCGCUAGGGGAACAAGAAGCAUCUGAGUGCCUGGAGAGACAGGACGCCCUGUUGGCCAAACACCCGUCACUUCUGGCCUGCAAGUGCCAGCGUGGCUUCAGGAAGGAGGAGCGGUGCCUCCGCAUAUACUGGAGGGUUCGCCUCCUGCCAGGAAGGGAGGAGCUGGAAAUAUCACCCUAUGAUGACUCCAUGAUUGACUCCCGCAUGGCCUCUUUAAUGUCCGGUUCAUCCUUCAUGCAGCUGGAUGGUGAGAACCAGUGCCUGAAAGCAGCACAGGACUGCGGCCUGUAUGAGAAGUGCGGUGCUCUUCGAUCAGAAUACGUGUUGGCCUGCACAAAGCCAAUGCCCAACACCAGCCGAUGCAACCAGUACAAGUGCCACCGGGCCCUCAGGCGCUUCCUGGAGCGGGUGCCAGAGGAAUACAGCCUGGGCGUCCUGUUCUGCCCCUGCACCAACACCCUGUGUGGAGAGAGGAGGAGGAAAACCAUCGUACCCUCCUGCUCCUACCAGGAUGCAGAGAGUCUGCAGCCUAACUGCCUCCACCAGCAGAGCUUCUGUCGCCGAGACGACCUCUGCAGGUCCAGGCUCGCUGAUUUCCUCAGUAACUGCCAACCAUCUCAUCUGACAGCCAGCGGAUGUUUGAAAGACUCAACAGGCCUCUGCCUCCGAGCCUAUGCUGGGCUUAUAGGAACCAUCAUGACUCCCAACUACGUCAGCAACAACUCUGCUGACGUGUCGCUGUGGUGCAACUGUGAGGGCAGUGGCAACCAGUGGCAGGACUGUCUGCGACUGCAGCGGCUUUUCACCCACAACAGCUGCCUACGGAAUGCCAUCAGCUGGAUGGGAAGCCCAGGAUCGCUGCCCUCUGACCCCAGUCAGCCCCCCGCUCCCAGACCGUCUCCACUGGUCCAGAAGGACGAGCUGCUGAACAGUAACCGCCUGCCUGAGCUCAACAAUGAUGUGGUCGAGAGUGAGGAAGAGGAGGAGUUGACACAGACGGUGGAAGAGGAGGAGGCUGAUGAAGGUGGCCAGUUUGAUGUGAUCCCUCUGUACUCGGAAAGGGCCACCGUCUCCAACCUGGGCUCAUCUGAAGCAGGGGGCGCUGCAGCGCCCAGCGCCAGCCCCACUAAACCAGUACUGCUGCUUUUUCUGCUCCUAACUACUGCCCACAGCUGGGGGUAGAACAAUAUAUAGAAGAUACACACACAGACAUAUACACACCCAUACAUGUACACACUCACAUCAAAUGGUUCCACAAAUAACACUGAUUGCUGAAAAGGUUCAAGAAACAGUAGGAAGAAAUGAACUUUGCUUUUCUUUGUCAGAAGCAUCUUCUUGGUUCUUGACUCCUGUCUUUGUUUUCGUUCUUCACUCCAAACAUGACAAACAGCACUUUUUAUUUAUUUGGCUCUGACUGCAGUCACUGGGGGUAGAGGGGGUUCCACAUGCUACCUAUAACCAGUGAGCAUACUUUAAUAUGUACUUAAAAUGAGCACACAGAUAAUAGUUUCUUUGUUUGAAGUGGGACUGACAGGAUCUGUGAACGGCUCCUUCACAUUAGCUUAAAUUAUACAUCGGAAAUCUGCUGAUGCGUAAGCAAGUAGCCAAAACAAAGUGUUCACAAAAUGUCUACCACCAGCACGAGCAAUUUGCAAACAUGGCACGUGUUUGAAAAUGGGUAGAAAAGUUUUUAAAGGUUUAGCAUGGAGCGAGUUAUUUAUUUAAAAUCAGCACAUUUUGUAAAUUUGCCCUGAUAUUUAAUUAAUUAUCAUUCAGUUUUAUAGUGUAAAUGCUAGUUACAGCUAGAAUACCAGGCAGGGUGUCAUCCUGUGUGGAGCUGUCUCUCAGCUCCUCCACAUGAAGGAGAACAUGGAAGUCUGCCUCGGGGAAAUCACUUUUGAACUCCUUAAAAUUAUGACUUUUAAUUCCAAAAUGGGAUUCCAAUCUGUAUUCCACUCAGCUGAGCAGGACGUCAGUGGGGCGAAUUAAACUACCUGUGCUUCUGUAAGCCCAGAAUCAGGAAAACGAAACCCUACAGGGAAAGAACUUUUGGGCUUCAUUAGUUAUGUUUUCAUCCAAUUGUCAUGUGACUUUUGAGAAAACUUUUAAAUUCUUAUAAAAAAUUAAGAAAAACAAUAUAGGUAUGGAUAUAGAAAUAUUUCAGAGUUUCGUGUCUCUGGUAAGGCACAGACCAACCAGUAGAUGGGAUGGUUUGUUAUAUCAGAAUGUAAUUGGCAAACAUGUUUCCAUCUGCUUUAGCUCAUUAACUAUUUUUUCAAAAACCAUCUCAAGCAACAUUAAAAGUUUGCAAAAUUAUGGAAGUUAUUUUGAAUUUUGCCAUUUUUAUUAAAUGCGAUACUGCAAACAAACAAAAGAAACAAAACAUUGAUGGGUAUGCCACAAUAGUCAAAACAGGAUUUAUUAGGAUGACUUCUGGAGGCAGUUAGUUGUACUGGAUGUAUUUAGGGGUAUCAGAGUAAAGGUGGUCAAAGAACACGUGACAAUUUCAGAUUUUUAUUUAAAAACAUAUUUUUUUGUAUGAAAACUGAAUUGGCCGGGACGAGCUACUGAUGGUGUCUGUCUGAGAAGCUUUUUUGUCCAUCCCAAAAUGUACGGAAUAAAAAACAUGUCAAAGCUCAUAAAGUCAAAUAUUGUCAUAUCUUUAGUGUAGAAUUCAUCUAUCCCACUGCAUAAGGUAUUUUAAUUUGUUCAUUUUUAUUAAUUAUUUACAUUGAUAAGAUACAAAUUUUGAUGCAAUAAAUCACCUUUUGUUUUUUACAUACAAAAGUUUCAAGUGUAAUCUUUGUAUUCAUGUGUUUCCACUACGCCCAGGAAUCUGACACAAGCGACAGCCGCUAACCGCAGACAACCACAUGGCCCAAUGGGGUGUUCAUUUGUGCUUCAAAAACCGAUCUGAUUGGAUGCUGGAAAAGACUAUUGUUAUGUUCAAGUUGUGCUAAAAGGAGUUAGCCUAUAAACAAAGAUAUUCAAUCCUAAAACAGCAUCUCAAUGCUAAACAUGUAGCCGCAGCAGAUGCUAACGCUAAUGUCAACGUCUACAGAAGCUCCAUGAAUGAUCAGGAGUUCCUGAAAUGGAUAGAAUAACAUUUUGCUCCAAUCUGAUGGUUGGAGAAUGUAAAUAAUAAAUGACAAAACUAUAAAUAUAUUUGUUGUUGAGCUCACAUGUUUAUUUAUUCUGUAAUUUAGCAGCAAAAAGGGGUUUCUGAUGUGAAAUGUUAACUGUUUUGUCAAUAUAUAGUCUUCGAUUAAAAUGCAAUUAAUAAACUACACACUCUGGAAUUAACUCCAUUAAAAAUUUGAAUCCAGUCCCACCACUAGUUUGAAUUCAUGCAGAUGAGUCAGUAAGUGAGGAACUGGUGCAAACUGGUUUAAGUGGUUGCAUGUGAAAACCCCACAGCUUCGGUCAGAGCCUGUUGUUGGCCGCACUGGGUGUGAAUGAGUCACCCUAACCAUGACUGAGAGGGACGGGGCCAUGGGGGGUUAAUGCUCAUGAACUUUGUUGCAGUGAUAUUCUGAGUUCUCCAGACUCUCCAGCCAGCAUGAGUGACAGACGCUCAGUGUGUGAUGAACGUAGGGCAGCAGGUUGGUGAUCUGUGUGUUUGUGUGCGAGCAUUCAGGCAUCAAACAUGCAAAUGUCCUUUGUUAUAAUUCGACCCUAGCACUUCGUCAUUCCCACCCACGUCAGCACUGCAAAAAAAAGAUGCAUACACACACAUUUGCACACACG